Messenger RNA from Oncorhynchus kisutch (coho salmon), 5277 nucleotides. Its product is annotated as toll-like receptor 2 type-2. Bases 138 to 2843 code for a protein of 901 amino acids. Gene Ontology annotation, biological process: toll-like receptor signaling pathway; inflammatory response. The record is from RefSeq and is a predicted model, not a curated record. NCBI's taxonomy places the organism in Eukaryota, Metazoa, Chordata, Actinopteri, Salmoniformes, Salmonidae. Gene Ontology annotation, molecular function: protein binding; signaling receptor activity. The transcript has 4 exons. Gene Ontology annotation, cellular component: plasma membrane.
AGAGCAUUGAAGGAAAUAAGACUUAAAGGGCUGGUCUUCUUCCUUCAUUUCUCAUAAGCGUGAUCAGUCACUGACAACAUAUGCUAAAGUGUUGAAGGGCUGAAUUGGUUCACUAAUCUUUCAUCUUCAGAUCGAAAAUGUGCAUGCACACAAUGAUUCUACUGGGUUUUGUGUGGUUUAGUCUGCCACUUCUUGUGGCCCUUGCCUCACCAACCCCUGCUUCGAAUGAUGAGAGAGGCCCCUGUCAAAUCUACAACUCUGGUCGCUCCGCAAACUGCCUUGGUCAGCAACUGGAUCAUGUUCCAUGGAAGCACCUCCCUUCCACGCUUGAAAGUAUAGAUCUCUCCUACAAUGAAAUUCAUGCCAUUCGUGUUAAUUACUUUUCUCACCUACCUCAUCUUCGUGUCCUCGAGCUGCAGUUCAACAACAUCUCUGUGAUUGAGGACCGUGCCUUCCACAACAACCCCCUCCUGGAGCAUCUUAACAUCUUUAACAACUCCCUAGAGGAAAUCCCUGCCAACGCCUUGCAGGACCUCUUCAACCUAAGGGAACUCCUUAUGUCGAAUAACCUUUACACCCAGGCCACAUUGUCAGCUGAUGUUUUCUCCAGAUUGACCCACCUCAAGGCCCUGUCCAUGGGCGGCCCCUUGGUCAAGGGUCUAAGGAAAGGGGACUUCCAGGCAUUGAGGAACAUUCAGUUGCAGGACUUUGCCAUUAAAACUUCAUCAAAUAUCAGUUACUAUGAGCCGGGUAGUCUGAAGGUAAUCCAGACAGGUAGAAUGGGUUUUGACAUGGCCAUAGAUCAGAAGCCGAAUUUCCUACCUUUGAUUCUACGAGACUUGGCCAACAAGACUUUCAGUCUCAUCCAAUUCAGGAACCUCUUUGAGUUCAUGUAUUACAUGGGAGAUGAGGAUAUUUUCAGAGGUUUGCAAGACAUCAAAGUAGAUUCACUCAUCUUUCACCGUGGAAAAUUCAAUGAGAACCUUAUGAGGAUGGCCCUGUUUAAUCUACAAAUCACCCCCCUUAAACGUCUGACACUUCAAUACAUUGACUUUGCUCGCUCACCCAACUUUCUGGAUAAUGGCUUGGGAUCCAGUAUCAAAGACCUUGCACUGAGUAGACUAAAUUUGUGGCACAUCAGUAAUCCAGACAUUUUGCGAUUUGACUGGCGCUUCACAUGGUUCAACAAAGUCCGACUGCUGUCCAUCCAGAAUGUCAACUUCAACUCUGUGCCUUGCGAUGCCUGGCUUAAUAUGGAAGACAUGGAGGUUUUGGACAUCUCAAACAACCGCCUGCAGGACAACAUCCUCUUCAACCAGAGAUGCGACUACAGGGGCACCAUGCCGGCUCUUCGUUCCUUCAAUGUCAGCACCAAUCAACUGACCAGCCUUCAGGACUUAGCCUCCCUGACCAGGGAGUUCAAACAGUUGAAGGUCCUGGAUGUCAGCCACAACAUGUUGGGCUCUGCUGAGAAGAGUCGCAACUGUAACUGGAUGCAGAACAUCACCCAGGUGAUCGCUCACCACAACCGAUUCGAAAGUGGUGUCCUCCAGUGUCUGCCCACCACAGUACAAUUCCUGGACCUCUCGUACUGUGACCUGGACCAGCUGGACAUGGCCUACUUCCAACAAACCAUCAGCCUCAAGGAGCUCCUGCUCAAUGGGAACAAGAUCAAGUUCAUCCCCUCUGGGUGGAGAAGUCACUCCUUGCAGUCACUGGCUUUGGAUGGGAACUCCUUUGGGCUCAUCAGCAUGGGCUCCUUCCAGGACAUGCCCCAGCUGUCUCGACUGACGGUGGGGAACAACCCAUUCCACUGCACCUGCGACCUCCAUGCCUUCAUCCAGCAUACAAUUUCCAAGGGGAAGGUCAACAUCAGCGACUGGCCAGAGAACUACAAGUGUUACCAUCCAGAGGCCCUGCUCAAUACCGCUGUGGCAAAUUUCUUCCCGGGUCACGUGGCCUGCGAUAUCAGACUGGUCAUCAUCAUCUGUGUGGCUACUACUGUAGCUGUGGUUUUAGUGUUGAUGCUUAUAUGCUACAUAUUCAAUGUUCCCUGGUACAUCAAAGCCACAUAUCAGAUCCUCAGAGCCAAAUACAGGGCUCAUCAGGAAGGAGCAUCUGGAAAAUCACAGAUCUAUGUUUACCAUGCCUUUAUCUCCUACAGCCACCCAGAUGCAGACUGGGUCAGGGACCAGUUGUUGCCCUGCUUGGAGAACAGCAAGCCCCCCUACCGACUCUGUAUCCAUGAGAGAGACUUCAUGCCAGGAAAGUGGAUCAUCGACAACAUCAUUGAAAAUAUUGAGAGCAGCGAAAAGGUCAUAUUUGUGUUGUCACACCACUUUGUGAACAGCGAUUGGUGCAACUACGAGCUCUACUUUGCCCAGCAAAGAGCCAUCGGCAAGACCUUCAGCGAUGUUAUUCUGGUGGUGAAAGAGCCCAUCGACCCUGAAUCUCUGCCCAGCAAGUAUUGUAAGCUCAAGAAGAUGCUGUACACCAAAACGUACCUAGAGUGGCCCCAGCAAGCCAAGCAGCAGACCUUCUUCUGGGCUCAACUUAGGAGCUGCCUGGGCAAGCCCACAGUGACUAAAGAGCAGGCUCUUAGUGGUAGGAGCAGCAGUGUAUCCUCAGUGGGUGCUGUGCCUGUGAUAGAGCUCCCUCUAGAGGAUGGGAAACCAGCGAUAGCUAUGCCAAAUUUAGACAGAGAAGCAGAGCUCCACAAAGUAGUUCCUCAGGAGAUCGAAAAUCUUUCAGUGAGAAGUGCAGAGUUUUAUGGGCAAAGACCAAUCCCUGUAGCCGUGGCAUCAGACAAAAUAAGCCAAGCAUGUAGCUUGGAAUGUGUAUAGUGUCCCAAUCUCUCUCUGAAGUGCUGAGCUUGAGUGACUUCUUGGCCAUGCUGUAGCAGAUAAUGUGUUUGCUAAGCUGCUGGUAGCAUUAGCAAGUGUUUCAUAAUGAUGUCAGUGAAUAACAUGAUCUGUCUGCCACCCACCCUUCUGACAUGUACAGUGCUUACUCCCCCUUGAACUCUUUACAUUUUGUUGUGUUACAAAGUGGGAUUGAAAUAGAUUACAUUUUUGUGUCAUUGAUCGACACAAAAUACUCCAUAAUGUCAAAGAGAAAAAAAUUAUAAUAACAGAAGUAUAAGUAUUUAUUUAUAAGCACAAGUAUUCAGAAGUAAAAACUGGCUGAACAAAUCACAUAAUUUAUUAAUUUUUAAACCUUUAUUUAACUAGGCAAGUCAGUUAAGAACAAAUUCUUAUUUUCAAUGAUGGCCUAGAUCUGGGGGCAGAACGACAGAUUUUUACCUUGUCAGCUCGGGGAUUCGAUCUUGCAACCUUUUGGUUACCAGUCCAAAACUCUAACCACUAGGCUACCUGCCGCCCCAUGGACUCACUCUGUGUGAAAUAAUAGGGGUUGAUGGUAUUUCUGAAUGACCUCCCUUUCCUCUGUCAUCUGUAAGGCCCCUCAGUCAAGUAUUGAGUUUCAAGCACAGAUUGAACUACAAGAAGGGCAGUGAUUUGUAGAUGGUAAAAAUAACAAAUCAGACAUUGAAUAUAUCUUUAAACAUGGUCAAGUUAAUAAGUAUGCUGUGGAGGAUGUAUCAAACAACCCAGACACAUCAAAGAAACAGUCGUCCUUCUGAACUGAGCUGCAGGAUAGGAAGGAAACUGUUUAGGGAUGUCAACAUGCGGCCAUUGCAUUUUAAAACAAUUACAGAGUUCAAUUGCUGUGAUGGGAGAAGACUGAGGAUGGAUCAACAACAUUGUAGUGACUGCACAAUAAUGACCUAAAUGACAGAGAAAAAUAAUAAUACAAAUAUACAGAAUAAAAGAUAUCCCAAAAUAUGCAUAUUUAUGCAACAAGGCACUAAAGUAAUACUGAGGGGGGAAAAACACAGCAAAGGAACACACUUUUUGGACUAAAUGCAAAGCCUUACACAUAAUGUAUGCCAUUUAGCAGACACUUCCAAAACGAAUUACAUUUUGUGUGCACAUACACAUGCCAUGUAGAAUCGUCUCUGCCAUGUCAAAAGGCACGCAAGCCACAAAUCUCAUACGAAAACAGAACCAGUGGGGACUGCAUGUUAAAUGACAGUUGUUUAGAAUUAAAAAUGUAGCUUAUGCAAUGUAUUCAUGUCCAGUAAUAUUGAAAAAAAUGUGAUGGUUCAAAUAUUGAAAACAAUAUAAAUACAAUAAUGAAAUAUAGUUUCAUAAAUAUUUUUUACUUUUCUAUACUCUAUACCUGCUUUAAUGUACAUGUGAAUGUUAUUGUUAAUGUGUAUGGUAUUUACUAAUUUAGUAAAUAACAAAUGAGUUAAUUGCUUAUCAUAACAUUGCUUGCCUAAUGCAAAUUAAUUUAUGCCAAUAACUCUAAUAAAACAGUGUUGUUUUGACUGUUGAGUGGGUAUUUAGAAAUAGGGAUGUGUUAAAAUGCAGUGUAAUUCUGUUUUACAAUAUCAGUGUGAAGGGCUGCUUUGUGAAACCUGGCAAUAUAUACAACUGACCAAUAGAUGACACCCUUUUACAUUUUCAGGAAGUCACUUUAAGUUCGUGUGUGUGUGUCUUGAGGAAGAGAUCAGACUUAUAUCACAGAAACUGGCAGAUGUCAGACAUGAUAUAACAAACAGCAUCUGCGUGUAGUUAUAUGCCCAGCAAGACAACAAACAUACUUUUAUUGUAUCAAGUGUUUGUUCUAUGUAACAGAAUAGAGUAUUCUUAACUAUUGUGUGUGUAUUCUACUGAGGAUGAUCCUCUGGGACAUAACACUGACAGGAGAUUUACAAUGUAUUUUGGGUGAUAAAACCUAAAGAGCAUUCCAGAGCAUGAGUUAAUGUUUCUGUUCUAUAUGGUACCAGAGAGAGAUGGUUCCAGUUUGGAGUCGGAGGGACAGACACUGGUCUCUAUACAAUGAAAACUGUUGACACAGCAGAUACUGUCUGCUAUGUAUUAUAGGUAUCUUUCAUACAAAUCUUAACCUUGUGACCCAUUCUAUACAUCUUUUGUUUGUCAUGUAGGUUGAAAGGGGUGUAUCUUGGCUAUAAAAUACCUUUGUACUUUUGUCUCGGGGCUCUCAACAAAUCAUUUGAUCGUGAAUCGUCGACCAGCCAUCAUUAUCAUAGAGCACUCAAUUGAUUCACUUUAUAUGUGUGCGUUGUAUUCACCUGCUCCCUUAUUAAUAAGUGAUUCAAUAUUUAGUGUAAGUAUAACUCUGACUUGUGUGAUAAGUUUGUCUCUCCUCAUUUGAUAGUAAAAAAAAUGAACCACUACAGUUCCUAUUCUA